Molecule: messenger RNA, 1301 nt
Organism: Aedes aegypti (yellow fever mosquito)
Lineage: Eukaryota; Metazoa; Arthropoda; Insecta; Diptera; Culicidae
Product: syntaxin-4
Exons: 7
Coding region: 397-1254 (285 amino acids)
Biological process (GO): vesicle-mediated transport; vesicle fusion; intracellular protein transport
Cellular component (GO): SNARE complex; synaptic vesicle; membrane
Molecular function (GO): SNAP receptor activity; SNARE binding
Source: RefSeq, a predicted model, not a curated record
UGAGCGGUGCAAUCUCGCGCGGUGGCAGUAUUAUUCCAAACCGCAAACCGCUCACAUAUUUUCCGUACUUCUACUCGUUCUUCUGCCUCAACGUGUGGCGGCGGUCUUACACGAAUGUCUGAUUAAUAGUUUUUAUCGCGAAACGGGCUGAUUGAUAAGAUUGUGACGAGUGUCCAUGGUAGGGCGGUUCAAAAUUCGAAAAAGUGUCAUAGCCUACUGGCGCAAGCAAGGUAGAACCAGCAAAACGAGCGGUGGCCUACUGGGAUCCAGUGAUGAUGUUCGAAAAUAAUUAGUCGAUCGCGAGAGGCGGAUUUGAACCUGAACCCGGUCAGGCUAUCGAUCAAGUAACAGUUUCGUUGCGCGCUUAGCUCUAGAACCAGCCGUUCGUUAGUGACCAUGGUGAAAGAUCGUUUGGGCGAGUUGAAAAGUAAAAGUAAAUACACCAGCGAUGUCAGCCUGGAUUUGGUGCCAUCGAAGUCGCAGGAGGAAAUUUUCUGCAAUCUGGAGAAGUUUUCAGAACUGACAAAAUGGAUCCGCACGAUACGGGCCAACAUAGAGGAAAUGCGUAGCACCAUCUCUACGCCGUCUUUCCACUACAACGACAAAGUGAUCCGCGAGAAGGUCGAGCGGAAAAUGGACCAAAGUCUGGGCCUGUGCAGACAAAUCUACACCGCCAUCAAGCGGCUGCAGGAGGAGCUGGAAGAGGAAGAGCGCCGGGGGAGUGUCCUCUUCCGGAUCAAGCACACCCAAUUCCUGGUGAUCAAGGACGACUAUCUCAAUGCGUACCGAGAGCACGAGGAGUUUGUCAACUACUACGAAAGCAAGGUGGUCAAUCUGAUGAAGAAGGAAGCGAAAGCAAUGAGCUACAACAUCACAGACGAUGAAGCGGCAGAGAUGCUGGCCAGCAAUCAGAUGUCACCGUUUGUGGGGAAUAUUCUGGAGGAAACGGAACGGGAGCGGCAAAUACUACGGGACAUCAUGGCGCGGCACUCGCAGUUGAUCGAGCUGGAGAAAUCGCUCGUCGAGAUCCGGGACCUUUUCCUGCGGAUAUCAACGCUGGUCAUGGAGCAAGGCAGUCUGGUGCAGGUGAUCGAGUACCACGCGCAGCAGGCUUCGCUCAACACCGAUCACGGAGCGCACCAGCUCGAGAAGGCCCGGGAGUACAAACUGAAAGCACUGAAGAAGAAGACUUGGCUCCUGAUGUGGGCCGUCAUCAUUCUGGGCGUUCUUGUACUGUUGAUGAUAAUAUUUUAGGCUAGGAUUAGGGUCUACUAAAAGUGUUCAUUGGAAUGAUUCGCCUA